ACUUGUUUUAUUAUGAGAUCAACCUGAAGCAAUCUUUGUAACAUUUAGAGGAGCAAUAUAUCGAAAUAUUUUGUUUAUUUAUUAUCUCUUUUUACACGAUUUAUUAAAAAAUUCUCUACGUUGACAUGUUGGGAAAGAUUAAAACAAAACAAGAAAAAGGAGAAAUUAUUGCGUACAGUGAGACAGCUGUUAUGAACAAUGCUGCUGUUGUUGAAUAUUGCAGAAUAUCUAUGGCAGCGUUAUCAGGAGGUACAGCUGGAUUAUUAGGUUUAACUGGACUAUAUGGUUUUGGUUUUUAUAUUUUUGCAGUUUUUGGAUUAUGGGCGAUGUUACUUUUAAAAGCUGGAGGACAAUGGAAAAAAUACUUUAUUAGUAGAAGAAACCUUUUAACCAGUGGAUUUUUUGGAGGACUUUUUACAUACGUAUUAUUUUGGACUUUCCUAUAUGGUAUGGUUCAUGUCUACUGAAAAAAGAUAUAUUAAAUAUACAUAUUUUAUAAUGAAAUGAUUGAAUAACAAUAUGAUAGAUCGUUAAAGAUAAUAUAUGUACAUAGCCAAGUUAGAAAUAUUGCUGAAAGCAUAACAAAAUAUUACGUGAUAAAUUAUGAACUUUGGCACUUGUAUAAAACAAAUUUGUAAAGUAAUAACACUGAUUUUCUUUACAUUCCACAUUAAAGUAAUGAAAAGUUAAAAAAGUAGAAAGAGAAUUACAGUAAAA
Vespa mandarinia (Asian giant hornet) is the source of this 717-nucleotide messenger RNA. RefSeq names its product ER membrane protein complex subunit 6 (gene EMC6). The record is from RefSeq and is a predicted model, not a curated record. Gene Ontology annotation, biological process: autophagosome assembly; protein folding in endoplasmic reticulum. NCBI's taxonomy places the organism in Eukaryota, Metazoa, Arthropoda, Insecta, Hymenoptera, Vespidae. Gene Ontology annotation, cellular component: endoplasmic reticulum; EMC complex; membrane.